Molecule: messenger RNA, 1970 nt
Organism: Betta splendens (Siamese fighting fish)
Lineage: Eukaryota; Metazoa; Chordata; Actinopteri; Anabantiformes; Osphronemidae
Exons: 5
Coding region: 670-1179 (169 amino acids)
Source: RefSeq, a predicted model, not a curated record
ACGAGAUUCACAUGCCAGCGACAUCUGAGCAAAGUGAGUGGGUAUUCUCCAAAGCUGGAGGUACGGAGCCACAGGAGCAGAUUAAAGUGCUGAGAAAACCUUUUAUUUAAAUCAAGGUUGUAAAAACACAAAUCACGGAAGCUCCAGCAACAAUAUACUGUUAAUACAAUUUACUAUCAAACAUAUUUCCACAUCUACUCUACCUGAUACUGAUCCACAGACAAAGAAGUUACGCACCUUUGGCAAAAUAACGUUUAUCUAAGAAUAAGACAAACGUGGACUGUUAGAAACCACCACGUAUCAACGAGGCUUUGUUGCUGUGUCAAAGUGAUUCGGUGCUUCUUGAAUCUUCCUUCACUAAUUCUAGGCCGACCCUUUGCUUUUUCAUCUGACUUCCGCCUAAUGUCACGUGACAUUUGACUUCGCGCGUCUGCUAACAUGUGAUUGGAUCUGACGCGAGGACCCACACGCCUUCACUGAGGCGACCACGCGCCGCCUGUUAAAAACGUUCAGCUUUAAUCAUGUCGCAUUUCAGUUUAACUCACAAUCUUCCGCCAGUUGUGAAAUCACAGCCCGACGUGAAUUAAGUGUCACUUUAUGUUUUAAGUUUUCUCGGUUGUUUUUUUGUCUGUGUGCUCGUCUCCACUUUCACUUUCACGUUAAAUCAACAUGAGGGAGAAGCUGCUGAUGCUGCUGUUCUUCUGUCACGGAGCGUCUGCAGACGCUGCCUCUCCCUCCUCUCCAAGCUGCUGCCAGGCUUCGGGUUCGUGUCCUGACAGAACCGAGUCGCUGUGGACUAACGGUGAUCAGAUCCAUGAGGAGGUGGACCGUGAAGAGGGUCUGUCCGUCCCUGAUGGAGCCGUCCAGGUCGCUGACGACUUGGACCUUUCAGUCAAACCUGAAGUGAAGCACGACAUCCCCAGAGCAGAGCAGCAAACGGGUCCUGGAGGUUGUGGUUUAGUUUCAGCAGAUGUCAUUGGAAUCGUUGUUGCUGUUGCUCUUGCUGUUUUGUUUAUCUUCAUCAUCAUCAUUGGAUUCAUCACUUUCAGAACCAAAGUCGACAACAAGCAGCUCCACAGCUCUAGAGAAUUUCUUGUGCUCAUGAGAGACCAGCAGCCUCUGGAAGCAGGUGGUGACAAAGGAGAUGAUGAACUGGACUCAGGAUUCAGCACCAGAUAGUUUAUGAUGACAAUGUUUAACAACGACAACCAAGGUUCUGAUCUCUGCUGAAGCUGCCAAUUAGUUAAUGGGUCAAACUGAUGGAACCAGUGAAGCACUGAUGCUGCUGGACCUGAACCUGAUCACAUGAAGCAGCUUCUCAGUGAUAAACCUAAAAACACAAAAGCUCAUUGUAACGUGUCCCAACAGAUGAUUUUUGUAACAUUACAUAAUAUUUCCUGUCUUUUGCCUAGUUUUAGCGUUUGCGUUUUAAAUAGUUUACAGAUCAUUCUGUUUCUUUACAUUUCACGUAGUGUUGGAUAUUUUAAAUGGGUCUUUAUUUUCAAUUUUCUUCAUGGAAGUUAUUGGUGUAAAAAACGUUUUCCAGCUGCUUGUGCAGAUGUUUUAGUGACGAAAAACACAACCAGCAAAAAGAAAACUACAAAACACAGCAGGCACACGUCUGUAAGUGACAGCAUUUACUUUUUACUAUUACAUGAUUAUAUAUUUAAAAGUCACACAGUAUCUUGUUAAUAUUUAGUGUCAUGUGAAUUUAAAUUAAUUUGGAUUCAAAACAGUGUUUUUAUGCUAAACAAAAUUAAAAAUACCUUUUUUAAAUGACUAUGUUUUGACACGAUGUUUUCUACUGGUCAUUAUAUGAUCAGACUGUUUCACUGCGAGUCAAUUCAUUUAAAUCUGAUUUAAACCAUCGGAACAUUUAUUGGAUCCAUUUGUUUCAGCCGUGUUUCAGUCAAUGAUCUGUUUGGACCAGAACAGAAGGGCGUUGUUUUACCCAGAGACUACAUUUCCGU